Messenger RNA from Helobdella robusta, 480 nucleotides. RefSeq lists its product as hypothetical. The coding region runs from base 1 to 480 and encodes 159 amino acids. NCBI's taxonomy places the organism in Eukaryota, Metazoa, Annelida, Clitellata, Rhynchobdellida, Glossiphoniidae. The transcript is spliced from 3 exons. The record is from RefSeq and is a predicted model, not a curated record.
AUGUAUAUUUUUAACCAGUCAACUCGCUAUGUUACUGGUGUGGUCUACGUAGAUCGGUUACCUGUCCUGCUCUUAUCACUUGUCGAUUGCACUACAAAACUUCUUGGAGUUCCAAAGUUAGCAUCUGGACUAGGACGAGUAAGACAUUCACGAGAUGACUAUUUAGAGUUUCUACUUCUUGCUGCACAAAUAGUUGGGCUGCAGGUUGAUGUAGCCAUUCGCAAACCUGGUUCACUGCACAGGGAACGAUGGAUGUCAUUGUUUUCAUGGAGGCUCACUGCUGAUGCACCUGUGAAUGAUAUUUUGUUGAUACAGCGUUUGCAUGACUACGACGAUGCAGUUCUUGGUUCGACUGGAUUAAAAAUGAUGCUGCAUCAUUCUUGGUACAUGAGUCCAGAAUCGGCAACUCUUGCUCUUUUUUCAUCUCUCCUGUCUGACAAAGAAAAGACCGAUCUUGUCCACACAAUACAAGCAGAUUGA